AUGCCCAUAUCUAAUAUCAACUUUCCGCUUCGGCCCUUCUCCGCCAUCGUAUCUCCUGUCCGGGCAUUCCUUGCUUUCGUGCUCCUAUCCGUUCCUCUCGCCAUUCUCUUCCGCGCGAACUCCCAACGACUCACCCUACUCCCAUCGUCAUCCGCAUCGUUCGCUUCGCAACCGAAUUCCGCAAAGUCGAAGAAGAUGGCGCCCAAAAAGAAGAUUGCGAUCAUGACGUCGGGCGGCGACUCGCCCGGCAUGAACGGCGUCGUGCGCGCCUGCGUGCGCAUGGCCAUCCACCUGGGCUGCGACGCAUACUGCAUCUACGAAGGCUACGAAGGUCUCGUCCGCGGCGGGAAUCUCAUACGGAGGAUGGAAUGGCACGACGUGCGCGGCUGGCUCUCCGAGGGUGGCACCCUGAUUGGCACUGCCCGUUGCAUGGCCUUCUACGAGCGCCCCGGUCGUCUGGCCGCUGCGAGGAAUCUGAUCAAGGAGGGAAUCGAUGCCCUCAUUAUCUGCGGUGGUGACGGCUCGCUCACCGGUGCCGACCGCUUCCGUUCCGAAUGGCCCUCGCUGCUCGAGGAGCUCGAGUCCAACGGCGAGUACACCUCCGCCCAGUUGGCCCCCUACCGUCACCUCAACAUCGUUGGCCUGGUUGGGUCCAUCGACAACGAUCUCUCUGGCACCGACGCGACCAUCGGCUGCUACUCGGCGCUUGCCCGCAUCUGCUCCGCUAUCGAUCUUAUCGAGGCUACUGCCUCGUCACACUCCCGCGCGUUCGUGGUUGAGGUCAUGGGGAGACAUUGUGGAUGGCUGGCCUUGAUGGCUGGUGUGGCCACGGGUGCCGACUUCAUUUUCAUCCCGGAAAAGCCUAGGGAGGAUAACUGGAGGGAGGAAAUGUGCGGUGUUGUGGAAUAUCACCGGAAACUCGGAAAACGCAAGACCAUUGUCAUCAUCGCCGAAGGAGCACUCGACCGGGAAGGCAAUAAGAUCACUCCCGAGAUGGUGAAGGACCUGCUCGCCGACAAAGAUGGUCUUGGCCUGGAUACCCGCAUCACAACCCUCGGCCACGUCCAGCGUGGCGGGACCGCCGUCGCAUAUGACCGCAUGCUUGCGACUCUUCAGGGCGUGGAGGCCGUGAAGGCUGUGCUGGAGGCUACCCCAGAAACACCCACUAGCGUCAUUACAAUCAACGAGAACAAGAUCGUCCGCAAGAACCUCAUGGAGGCCGUCAGGGAGACGAAGCUUGUGGCCAAGGCGAUCGAGGCGCAGGACUUUGACCGUGCCAUGGGGUUACGAGACACCGAGUUUUCGGAACAGUACCGGUCGUUUAUGAUGACAACCGCCGUGCAGAUGAACCAGGAGAUAAUGCUGCCAGAAAACGAGCGCAUGAAAAUCGGCUUCAUCAACGUUGGUGCCCCCGCUGGCGGUAUGAACGCUGCGGUGCGCGCCGGCGUGGCCUACUGCUUGUCUCGUGGCCACGAACCUAUCGCCAUCUAUAACGGAUUUGCUGGGUUUGCGCGCCAUCACGGCGAUGACCCUCUGGGGGCGGUCCGGCCAUUCAACUGGCUCGAAGUCGACGGCUGGGCUAGCAAGGGCGGCUCCGAAAUCGGGACGAACCGUGAGCUUCCCAGUGAGUCCGGCAUGGACACCAUCGCCGAGCUGAUCGGGCAGUACAAGUUCGACGGCCUGUUCAUCAUCGGCGGCUUCGAGGCCUUCCACGCGGUGUGCCAGCUCCGGAAGGCCAGGGAGCAGUACCCUUCGCUCUGCAUCCCCAUCACGCUCCUCCCGGCCACUAUCUCCAACAACGUACCUGGUACCGAGUACUCGCUCGGCUCCGACACCUGCCUGAACGAACUCGUCGAGUAUUGCGACAAGAUCAAGCAAUCCGCCUCCGCCACGCGGCGCCGCGUCUUCGUGAUCGAGACCCAAGGCGGUCGCUCGGGUUACGUAGCAACCCUCGGCGGCCUCGGUGUCGGCGCCUCUGCCGUCUACACCCCCGAGGAGGGCGUCAGCCUAGAGAUGCUUGCUGCCGACGUCCGGCACCUCAAGUCAGUCUUCGCCGAGGACCGGGGCCAGUCCCGGGCCGGGCGGCUUAUCCUUAUCAACGAAAAAGCCUCCAAGGUCUACAACGCGCGACUGAUCGCCGAUAUCCUACGCGCCGAGGCCCACGGCCGGUUCGAGAGCCGCGAGGGGAUCCCCGGCCACAUGCAGCAGGGCGGCGUGCCAUCGCCCAUGGACCGGUGCCGCGCCGUGCGCCUGGCGAUCCGCUGUAUCCAGCACCUCGAGCAAUACGGCCGGAAUGGACACGACCGCAUCAAGAAAGACCCGCUGAGCGCUAGCGUGAUUGGGAUCAAGGGCGCCAGUGUCGUGUUCACCCCUGUCGAGAUUGCCGAGGAGGAGGAGACGGACUGGCCGAACCGGAGGCCCAAGGCGGCGUUUUGGGUGGGGAUGAAGGAGAUUGGGGAUAUCCUGGGUGGGCGGCCGCAGCAUGACAUACCGGAGGCGGAUUUGACGGGGGUCAAGGCGAAGGAUGUCAAGAGGGGGAUUGCGUAA
Dichotomopilus funicola is the source of this 2547-nucleotide messenger RNA. Its product is annotated as ATP-dependent 6-phosphofructokinase. Gene Ontology annotation, cellular component: mitochondrion; cytoplasm; 6-phosphofructokinase complex. The record is from RefSeq and is a predicted model, not a curated record. The transcript is spliced from 3 exons. Gene Ontology annotation, molecular function: AMP binding; identical protein binding; monosaccharide binding. The coding region runs from base 1 to 2547 and encodes 848 amino acids. Lineage: Eukaryota; Fungi; Ascomycota; Sordariomycetes; Sordariales; Chaetomiaceae. Gene Ontology annotation, biological process: fructose 1,6-bisphosphate metabolic process; canonical glycolysis; fructose 6-phosphate metabolic process.